GUUUAUUAGCGCCUUGUGAAAUUUGUGGCAUAUACUCUCCAAUUAUUCCAUAUUUCACUCAUAGUGUAAAAGAAUAUCCACUACCCCCUUCCAUGGUGUCUCUCUUUAAAAACUCCACACUUGUCUGCUUUCUCAUCUCAGCUAAUCAAAUUCAAAUAUAUUUAACAAAUCAUUAUCCAAAAAACUCACCAUGACCGCCUCUUCUCUCUUUAUAAAUCCUAGUAUUAUCUCUUCUUCUUCCUCUUCAUCUACUACUUCUUUUGUUUCAGUAGCCACAAGUUUUCAUGAAUUCUCUUACUUUUGUACUUCAAGAACAAACCCCAUUAGCUUAAUAUGUACACAAGUUAAUUUUUUGCAGCAAGAAAGGCCCACAAUUAGUGGGAAAUUCAAGAAAAGACCCUUAAUUGCAGCUACCAAAAUGGGAGAUAAAGAGUAUAGAGAAGAAGAAGAAGAGGGUCCUUCUCUUUUGGUUGAAUCUGAAGUAACUUCAAAGCCUAGACGUAUUGCUAUCUUUGUUGAACCUUCUCCUUUUUCGUAUGUAUCCGGCUAUAAGAACCGGUUCCAGAAUUUUAUAAGAUAUCUCCGUGAAAUGGGGGACGAGGUUAUGGUUGUGACAACGCAUGAAGGAGUACCUGAAGAGUUUUAUGGAGCAAAGUUGAUUGGAUCACGAAGUUUUCCCUUGCCGUGGUACCAAAAGGUGCCGCUGUCACUCGCUCUCAGCCCAAGAAUAAUUUCAGAAGUAGCACGAUUCAAACCUGACAUCAUACAUGCAUCAUCUCCUGGUAUAAUGGUAUUUGGUGCUCUUAUCAUUGCAAAACUGUUAUGUGUGCCGAUAGUGAUGUCUUAUCACACGCAUGUGCCUGUGUACAUACCUAGAUAUACCUUUAGUUGGUUGGUGCAACCUAUGUGGAUGGUUAUAAAGUUUCUACAUAGAGCUGCUGAUCUUACACUGGUGCCAUCUGCUGCUAUUGCGAAGGAUCUGAAAGCUUAUCGGGUAACAGCAGCUAACAAAAUACGGCUGUGGAAUAAGGGUGUUGAUUCUGAGAGCUUUCACCCCCGGUAUCGAUCUCAUGAAAUGCGACUAAGACUGAGCAACGGGGAACCUGAUAAACCAUUGAUAGUCCAUGUUGGACGACUUGGAGUCGAGAAGAAUUUGGAUUUCCUCAAAAGGUUAAUGGAUAGACUUCCAGAAGCUCGCAUAGCUUUUAUUGGAGAUGGGCCAUAUAGGGAGGAGUUGGAGAAAAUGUUCUCUGGCAUGCCUGUAGUGUUCACAGGUAUGUUACUAGGGGAGGAGCUUUCUCAGGCAUAUGCCAGUGGAGAUAUUUUCGUUAUGCCGUCAGAGUCUGAGACACUUGGAUUCGUCGUUUUGGAGGCCAUGUCAUCAGGACUUCCUGUUUUGGCUGCCCGUGCUGGAGGAAUUCCAGAUAUAAUUCCUGAUGAUCAGCAGGGAAAAACUGGAUAUCUGUUUAAUCCUGGGGAUCUUGACGACUGCUUGAGCAAACUGGAGCCACUAUUGCACGAUGCUGAAUUGAGAGAAACUAUUGGCCGGGCUGCACGUGCAGAAAUGGAGAAGUAUGAUUGGAAGGCUGCCACAAGAAAAAUUCGUAAUGAGCAGUAUAAUGCAGCCAUUUGGUUCUGGAGGAAGAAGAGAGCACAGUUGGCGAGACCAUUUCAAUGGUUGUUCAAGCGUAGGCUCCAGGCAUCAGAAGUACUGUAGGUGAUGUAUUUCUCAGAUUUAUUUGUAAUAGUAUAGUUUUUAUGCUUAGGAAGGUGCUUAAUUCUCUCAUUGCUUACAUGAUGUAAAAUAUUGGCCAGCAAAUAUAGUCUCCUGCUGCAGUUGUCAUGUCUUUGCAAAUAUUGACCUGAAAAGCCCUUGCAUGCGUCAUAUAAAUGAUAAAGAAACUAUUGUAUGCUA
Lycium barbarum (goji berry) is the source of this 1915-nucleotide messenger RNA. RefSeq names its product sulfoquinovosyl transferase SQD2-like. Gene Ontology annotation, molecular function: UDP-sulfoquinovose:DAG sulfoquinovosyltransferase activity. Lineage: Eukaryota; Viridiplantae; Streptophyta; Magnoliopsida; Solanales; Solanaceae. The record is from RefSeq and is a predicted model, not a curated record. The transcript is spliced from 11 exons. Gene Ontology annotation, cellular component: chloroplast envelope. The coding region runs from base 191 to 1717 and encodes 508 amino acids. Gene Ontology annotation, biological process: sulfolipid biosynthetic process; glycolipid biosynthetic process.